AUGGACGUGGACGACAUCGUCGAAGAGAUCCUCUGCCGCUUGCCGCCGGACGACCCCGCGAGCCUCGCCCGCGCCGCGCUCGUCUGCAAGCGCUGGUACCGCCUCGUCACCGAUCCCCACUGCCGCCGCAGAUUCCGCAGGUUCCACCGAUCUGCCCCCAUGCUCGGCGUCUUCUCUGACGGCGCCAUUAUCAAUGGCCGCUUCUUCGUCUCCACCACCUCCUUCCGCCCGCCCAGCCGUAGAGACUUCGUUCGGGACGCUCGCCACGGCCGCGUCCUCCUCCAAGAGUCGUGGCCUCGUCGCACUGGCUUCGUCGGCCUCGUCGUGUGGGAUCCCAUCACAAACAAGCAGCGGCAACUGCCCGAUCUGCCUCGCCAGUGGCUUCAACAUGACACGUUGAACUGGAACACCGCGGUGCUCUGCGCCGCCACUGCGGACCGCACCUGCGACCAUCUGGAAUGCCACCACGGACACUUCCUCGUCGUCUUUGUGGCCAGCACCUUCGAGCUGGUACAGACCUGCGUGUACUCAUCGAAGUCCGGUGCUUGGAGCAAUCACAGCUCUGCUCUACUCGGCGGAUGUCGUGGUGUCACUUUGGGGCCGUGUGCUCUUGUGGGAAGUGCCCUCUACUUCGACACGCCAGAUAAAAGUAUCCUCAAGUAUGAUCUGGGAACGAACAAAAUGUCCCUGAUUGGGGUACCAUCGGAAUGCUGGCAUAGUCGCAAAGUCCCCACUGCUAUGGAGGACGGCGGCCUGGGAUUCGCUUGUGUGAAAUGUAAUCCUCUACAUUUGGUCGAGGGUGGUUGCUCCUGA
Molecule: messenger RNA, 813 nt
Organism: Setaria italica (foxtail millet)
Lineage: Eukaryota; Viridiplantae; Streptophyta; Magnoliopsida; Poales; Poaceae
Exons: 1
Coding region: 1-813 (270 amino acids)
Molecular function (GO): protein binding
Source: RefSeq, a predicted model, not a curated record